AUGCUCGUGGAGCCCUCCACCACAACAACGACAACGACAACCACGACAUCCCUAUCCUUCAACGAGAAGACGACUCUGGAACCACCACACCAGCGGGAGCCAUACACGCCUCCACCGCACAAAAUGACACACGUAGACGACAUGCCCACCACCGACAUCACACCCACAUCCACCCCCACCCCAACACCCGCCAAACGACGACGACGCAGCAAACCCAGCAAGCCCACAUCCUCCACCUCCACAACCGUAGACAGUCUCUGGAACAUGCUCCGCAAAGGCAUAGUGCAACACCAACUCGGCCUAAGCGUGAACCUCAUGCUCCUAGUCCUCCUCCUCUACAUCGCCUUCCCAGCUCUCCGGGAGAAGAUGACCGCCUUCUUCGGCCUCUCAUACCACAACCCCACACCCACCAGCUCGCGGAUGUACGGCCAAGGACCCCGAGACUUAUACCUAGUAGGAAGUUUCAUCGUCCUCUUCACGGCCCUCCGCGCCUUCAGCCUCGACUACUUACUAUUACCACUAGCAGGCUACUGCGGCAUCGCGAAAAAGAAAGACCGCAUCCGCUUCGCGGAACAGAGCUACAUGCUCCUCUACUACGCCACCUACUGGACCUGGGGCCUGAUCCUCUUCCUCCGCAACACCCCCUCCACAGUCACCGGCCUGGAAUCCCUCCUCAUCUCCCUCUGGACCGACUUCCCCCACCUCCUGCUCGGCCCGGGAAUGAAAUUGUACUACCUCUCCCAAUUCGCCUUCUGGAUCCAACAAGUCGCGGUGAUCCACCUGGAGGAACCGCGGAAAGAUCACUAUCAGAUGCUCUCGCACCACGUCAUCACUAUCGCUUUGCUAGCGGGCUCGUAUCCGUACAGGCAGUGGCGGGUUGGUAAUGCGAUCUUAGUCUGCAUGGACCUGGUGGAUUUCAUUUUCCCGGCGGCGAAAAUACUGAAGUAUUUGCAGUUGCAGACGGCGUGCGAUGCGGCGUUUGCCCUGUUCGUGGUGAGCUGGUUGGUGAGUAGACAUAUUGCUUAUGGAGCUAUCUGCUGGAGUAUUUAUGCUCAUGUUAAUACUGUGACGAUGGGAUAUGGGACGUACUCCACCCGGACGGGGGAGAGAGUUAAUACCGAUGGUGGGAGUUUAGUGCUGGAGAACCUUUUCCAGCCGAUUCUGUGGCCGGGGAAGGAGACGGUGGGGUUUAAUGCCCGGAUUCGGUGGACGUUUCUGGGUUUGUUGGGCGCGUUACAGGGAAUUACGAUUGCGUGGUUUGUUAUGAUUGUUAGGGUUGUCGUGAGGGUGUUGAGGGGCGAGGGAGCGGAUGAUAGUCGGAGUGAGGCGGAGGAUGGGGAGGAGGAGGAUGAUGAGGAGGACGUAGAGGUGGGAGAGAUGCUGGAGGAUGAGGAACUCGGGGUCGAGGAUGUGCCGCCGGAGCAACCGAGUAGUCCUUUGUUGGAGCCGAAGGCGGCGGGUUGGCAGGUACAAGGGGAGAAGCCAUCGCCGCGGUAUAUUGAGAUCGAGGCGGAUAGUACAGAAGACGUUCAUACGUACUCGAAACAUCGGAGUGCGAAUGGUGGCGCGUCAGGGGCGAAGCGGAAAGCGAAGGGAAUCUCUUCGGGGUUGAAUUUGGGGGAGCAUAAGGAGAUUCUUAAUCGGAUUGGGUGUUUGAGUGAGGAGCAGUUGGCGAGGGAGAGGGAGAUGAGGAGUGGGAGUGGAAAGGGUGGUGGGGGUGGAGGUGGCAGUGGGAGUGCUAACGGGAGUCCGAGGCCGGCGGGUAGUGGUGGGCGGAAGUGA
Messenger RNA from Recurvomyces mirabilis, 1782 nucleotides. It is a transcript of the gene lag1, whose product is annotated as Sphingosine N-acyltransferase lag1. Gene Ontology annotation, cellular component: membrane. The coding region runs from base 1 to 1782 and encodes 593 amino acids. Lineage: Eukaryota; Fungi; Ascomycota; Dothideomycetes; Mycosphaerellales; Teratosphaeriaceae. The transcript has a single exon. Gene Ontology annotation, molecular function: sphingosine N-acyltransferase activity. The record is from RefSeq and is a predicted model, not a curated record. Gene Ontology annotation, biological process: ceramide biosynthetic process.